AACAUAAAACGGGGGUGGGGCUGGUCCCCAGCCAACUUUGACCUGCAAGACAAGCCACAAUGGCGAAUUUUUUUCCCAAACAGAAGAGAGGAUUUUAUGAGAAGAGCUCCCAGCUGUCCACUGUACUACAGAAUCUACGCAGCUACCAGCUCGCCACUGGAGAUGUCAGCUCAGCCAAGUUGACUCUGGCCAGAGAGAAAUUUGGUGAUGAUGAUGAACGUGUGUUUGCCGCUGUUGUCAAGAAUACAGUGGACAGACCGGAAGGACACGGCCCGUCUAUAAAGCAACACAGAAGGAGGAAACGAAGUACAACCAAGUGUAAUAGUUCUAUAACCUUUAUAUGCCAAUUUCUUGCAGAAAGAAAGCCAAAGAAGAUGAUUAGUGUCAUCCCCACACCCAGUAAGACACCAACCUCAUCCUCUGCACUGAGCAUGCUCAGUACGUACUCUGACUCUGACCAUAGUGACAAGCUUGAGGUACCCCCUGUCAUUAGAGAGAUGUUUACCGAGGAUAAAUCAGAAAGCAGCUUAAAAACUGAGACAGAUAAAUACGAGAUGUGUGGUCAGCUUGGAUAUUUUGACGGAGGGGGCUCAUCAAGCGACGAGGGACGUACCAUCGAGUUUCCACAGGAACCAUCAAUUACUGCACCCUCUGUUCCACUCUCUACUUAUGUUUGCUGGAAAUGCAAUAAUGUGGGUCACCUGCCUAAAGACUGCACUGUUACCGUGGGGAUCCGGAAGACUCAACCACAAUCAAAGACUAAAUUAUCAGCAGAGCUACGUACUCACUACGACCAGUGUAACAAGAUCAAGGCAAGGAAAGGCAGCAGAUGUGCUGAGUGUGGUAUUCAUAGCAACCUUGCUUCGUGUCUGGAAUGUGGUGUUGUUUUGUGUGAUGGCCGUGGACACUUGGCCUCUCAUCUCUCACAGCAUUCAACACACAACACUUUAUACUCACACAAGCUAAGAAGAAUGCUCAAGUGCUGCAAGGUGUCAUGUGAUGUGGUGGAUAUAUACGAGCUGGUCAUGUGCUCUGUGUGUCUGGGCAAAGCGUUUACGCAGCACUACUCUAUGAUCUCAGCCACCUGGUCAAAGUCUGGACUUAAAGCUAUUCCCAACGCCCUCUGCUGUGAGGAGCAUUUCCUUUGGCACAGAAUGAACUGCCCCAGCUCUAUGGAGGAGCAUUUCGUGUCAGCUGAUUCACUAGAGCAACAAUCUGGACAGAGUGGACUUGUUAGUGAAUUCUUUUUGUGACCAAAAUUGACCAAAAUUGAAAGUUUGA
Halichondria panicea is the source of this 1281-nucleotide messenger RNA. RefSeq lists its product as uncharacterized. The transcript is spliced from 7 exons. Lineage: Eukaryota; Metazoa; Porifera; Demospongiae; Suberitida; Halichondriidae. The record is from RefSeq and is a predicted model, not a curated record. Gene Ontology annotation, molecular function: nucleic acid binding; zinc ion binding. Bases 60 to 1253 code for a protein of 397 amino acids.